Podospora anserina S mat+ is the source of this 825-nucleotide messenger RNA. RefSeq lists its product as uncharacterized. NCBI's taxonomy places the organism in Eukaryota, Fungi, Ascomycota, Sordariomycetes, Sordariales, Podosporaceae. The transcript has 4 exons. The coding region runs from base 1 to 825 and encodes 274 amino acids. The record is from RefSeq and is a predicted model, not a curated record.
AUGCCAACGACAAGACAACAGGCGCAGCGCAGGCUUGCUUCUGGGUUGGAUGAUACAACAACCACCUCCUCGGCUGUGACUUCUUCAUCGGAUACGAACGUGACAUCUCUCAAAAAGAGAGCCCCGCCAAAUCAGCCAACGGUUGCAGAGGAUGAGAAGGACAAGCGUGGUAUGAGCCGGCUAUCAGAUGAGGAGCGUCCGCUCCUUCCGGAGGGUACAGCCGUUGAUGGGGUUGGUGUGCCAUCAUCGACGGCGAGCUGGACGAAAAGGAACGAGUGGAUUGUUUAUGCGCUUGCUAGCGGGGCUUGUGCUGCUUUUAAUGGUGUUUUUGCCAAGUUGACUACGACUGAGUUGACGACUACACUGUCGAUGUGGAUUGCGCGCCUUGUUGGCCUGGAGAAGGCUGAGGGGAUUGUUGAGGUUGGUGUGAGAGGUUCCUUCUUCUCCCUCAAUCUCGUCUUCAAUGGCAUCAUGUGGACCCUCUUUACAAAAGCCCUCUCAAAGGGUAACUCUACGACUCAAGUCUCAAUCAUGAACACCUCCUGCAACUUCUUCAUCACCGCCAUCCUCGGCUUUGCCAUUUUCUCUGAGGCGCUCCCGCCAUUGUGGUGGAUGGGGGCUGCGAUGCUUGUGGCGGGGAAUGUCAUUAUUGGGAGCAAGGAUGAGGGGGCCAAGGAAGCAGUGAUGAGUGAUGGUGUAAGUGUGGAUGGGAUUUCACUGGCGACGCAGGAUGAUGGGGUUGAGGGGAGGAGGAGGAAGAGUGAGGAUGAUGAGGAGGAGGAUGAGGAUGUGUUACAGGAUUUAGUUGUGGAGGAGGAGAGGUGA